CUUUAUUUAUUUAUUUACUUGUUUAUUUAUGUAUCAGUUUCACCAAUUUACUUGAAAUGUAUUUCUUUUAAUUUUUUCCCCUUUUCUGGAUGGUAAAAUUUGAAGCAAUCAUGACUUUUCUGUUAAGAUUAAUUAUGAGGCUUUAUUUUGUUACUUCAUCAUUUAUUUUUCGGUAAUCUAUAUGAAAAAAUUUGUCUAAUUUCUGGUUUUGUGUGGAUUUUAUUGUCUCAUAAUUAUGCAUUUUGCGAUCUAGGGAUUCCAAUUCAUGCUUCCAUUCAAUUAUCCUUUUGAAUUAAACAUUUUAAUUUCGUUUAUUAGAAUCAUUAACUUGUUAAGUUUUUUGUUGUAAUUUCUAUGUUUCUUUUGUAUUUUCAGGAGCUAAUUGUUUGGAUAAUUUAUUACUUAUUUCAGCUUUUUAAGAUAUAAAGUUAGUAGGAAGUUGGGACUGUAUAAGGUGAUAUUGACCUCCUGGAAGAAUUUGGACUCUGUUAUUAAAAGAUGACUCGUGUUGCUUCUAUGCGAUUGUCCCAUGAACUGAAAAUUCACAAUAGUCAUGGAUGCGGCAGUCAGCACAUUGGUGUGAUGGAAAAAGGCCGACUACAUUUAGUUCAUAUCAAUCUUCCCUCACAUGCUAUGCGACAGGAUGCUUGGAGUCUACAUCUUUUGAGCAGUGUUUGUAUGCCGAUAAGACCUGUAUCUUCCAGGUCUAAUGUCAUUCUCUGCCGAUCUGUUAUAAUUCCUACUGGGGGAAAUGAGAUUCCUGUUCUAAAAUCUGCUAGUACGGCUUUGACAAGGACAUUUGGUACUUUACAUGGAAGCCCCAUUGUACUUCGGUUGGUCCCAGCAGUUGCGAUUAUUGCUUUUGCUACUUGGGGUCUUGGGCCACUUAUGCGGCUGGGCAGGGUUAUCUUUUUCCAUAGGAGCGAUAGCAGUUGGAAGAAAAGUAGAACACAUCAUAUUAUGAGCUAUUAUCUUCAACCUGUGUUGCUGUGGACUGGAGCGACACUCAUCUGCAGAGCAAUAGAUCCAUUAGUUUUACCCUCAGAAGCAAGCCAGGCUGUUAAGCAACGACUUGUAAAUUUUGUGCAAUCAUUAUCAACGGUGCUAGCUUUUUCUUAUUGUUUGUCAAGCUUGAUUCAACAGGCACAAAAAUUCUUUAUGGAGAUGAAUGACUCUAAUGAUGCAAGAAACAUGGGCUUUGAUUUUGCUGGAAAAGCUGUUUAUACUGCAGUAUGGGUUGCUGCUGUAUCAUUGUUCAUGGAGUUGCUUGGUUUUUCUACCCAGAAGUGGGUAACUGCCGGAGGACUUGGAACAGUAUUGAUCACCCUUGCUGGUCGUGAGAUAUUUACAAAUUUUCUUUCAAGUGUAAUGAUCCAUGCAACAAGGCCAUUUGUUGUCAAUGAAUGGAUUCAAACUAAUAUAGACGGCUAUGAAGUUUCAGGGACAGUUGAGCAUGUUGGAUGGUGGUCACCAACAAUUAUAAGAGGUGAUGACCGCGAGGCAGUUCACAUUCCAAACCACAAGUUCACUGUGAAUGUUGUGAGGAACCUUACCCAGAAAACUCAUUGGCGCAUCAAGAAUUACUUUGCCAUUAGUCACUUGGAUGUUGACAAAAUCAAUAAUGUUGUAGCUGACAUGCGGAAGGUUUUAGCCAAAAAUCCUCAAGUAGAGCAGCAAAGAUUGCAUAGAAGAGUAUUUUUGGAAAGUAUCGAUCCAGAAAACCAGGCUCUUAUGAUUUUGGUUUCUUGUUUUGUGAAAACAUCACAUAUUGAAGAAUACCUCUGUGUUAGGGAAUCAAUACUCUUGGAUCUGCUCAGGGUUAUUACCUAUCAUCGGGCCCGGCUUGCGACCCCUAUUCGCACAGUUCAAAAAAUACACAGUGAGACUGAAAUAGAAGAUUUACCAUUUGCUGAUACCAUUUUCAGUCGUUCUAGAGCAGCUACAAACCGUCGACUUCUCCUCAUUGAGCCCUCUUAUAAAAUCAAUGGUGAUGACAAAGUCAAAGCUUCAACACAUUCAAAUGAAGAAAAAGAUAACGUGGAGGAAGUAGCCUCAACAUCUGACUCAAAGGCUAAUAUCAAGUCUGCAUCAAUAUCUACUAUUGACUCCAAAGGAGAUAAGGUUACAGAAUCAUCAACCGUUAACUACAGUUCAAGUUCAAAGGUGUCAUUCUCUGAGGCCCAAAGUAGGAAUCCGGUGCCUGAUGGUUCAGUUGAAGACAACUCUGAAAAGCAAUUCAGUGAGAGCAGGGGUGAAACUUGGAAGGCAACAAGCUCGGGAAGGGCGGAGAUCACUGAGAAGUCUCCAGUUGCUACCCCACAAUCUGCAAAUGACGAAUCUGAAAUCCCAUUGGGGGUUUCACAGGCAAAGCGGGAUGCUGACAAGUACGUUGCACUGCCAUCGGCAGCCAGGCCUUCCUUGGGACAGAACAUCGUUCUUGGUGUUGCUCUGGAGGGCUCAAAACUGACCCUUCCAAUUGAGGAAGAAAUGUCCAUAGAGUCUAAGGAAUUGGGUGCUCACCAGAGUGGAAGUGGGUCUCAUCUGGUUGGCAAGGACAAGAAAGAUGGUCAGAUGCCAGUAGGUCACGGUGGCGCCGCCCCCAAAUAAUUAGUGGGAUAAUUGCGCACCCGCUUGCCGUUAAUAACAAGUAAUGUCCAGCUGUGUUUUUGAAGCUGGCAUUAUUCGUUGUGUACUCAUCCUGUGCUUGUAAAUAAUUAUUGGAUUCAUAAUUCUUGGGGGUAAUCUAACGGGAGGAACAAUCAGCUUCCACGGGCAACCAGCUUUGGAGGAUCAAAUUUGUUGUAUUUAUGCCAAAAUAAAAAGUCGUUUGCACGAUGGUAAUAAAGGCUUUUAGUUUCAAUUUGAAGCAGGAUUCAUUGGGAGGGAGAAUUCGUCAUCCAUCAUGCGGUGAGUCAACUCGAAAACAUGCAAUGGCGAGAUGAGUCCACUUCCAUUACUUUCAAUGGCUCUAAAGUUGCCUCGCAGGAGCAACCGAAGAUAUUCAUGUUGAUAUAAUUCUAGAUCUCAAGUAACCUUCAAAAGUAAAGAGUCCUAAUUGGAUCUCCUCGGUACUAAUGGGUAAUAUUUGAUUCCCUAUCUUCAUAGUUCAUCCC
Molecule: messenger RNA, 3113 nt
Organism: Durio zibethinus
Lineage: Eukaryota; Viridiplantae; Streptophyta; Magnoliopsida; Malvales; Malvaceae
Source: RefSeq, a predicted model, not a curated record